CACUACGCAGGCGCCGGCAGCCGCGCCGGGCAGUUGACACCUAGAUGGAGCGGGAGCGGUUGGUUCGGAAGGUGGUGGUGCUGCAGGCCUGCGUCCGGGGUUUCCUGGUCCGACGCCGGUUCCAGAGUCUACGAGCAGAGUAUGAGGCUAUUGUACGAGAGAUCGAGGGUGAUCUGGGCACACUACAGUGGACUGAAGGCUGGAUUCCCAGGCCCCAGUUUCUCCCACAGAAGGCAAAACCCCAUCGGAACUGGAAAGCUGGAGCGAAGGUACCAAAGUCAGAGCAGGAGCUAUGGAGUUGCUUCCCACGUAAGGAGCCUGAGAGAGAGGAGAUGAUGCUGAAGAAGUCAGGAGAGAGCUCAGCAAACUCAGAAAGUCUUCACUGCAGAGAUAGCAGGAAACCCAGCCAAGAGGAGACUGAAGCUAUGCCAAGGAUGGAGAACCCAGAAGCUGCAGGUCCAGGACUGCCCCACAGUCCCACAGAGCUCCAGGAGCUCCAGUACCAUCGCAGCCACGUGGCCAUGGAACUGCUGUGGAUACAGCAGGCCAUCAAUAGCCGUAAGGAGUACCUAAUUCUCAAACAAACACUGGGAUCCCCAGAGGCAAGGUUAGACCACGGAGGACAGAGCUGUGAGAGAGCUGGGUCACAACCAGGCCCCCCACUGGAAGACCAGUACUACAGAGACAGGACAACUGGAAAGAAAGACCAUGCAGAUGACUCUUGCUGGAGGCUCAGAUCACAACCUCACAAAUCCCCGGAAAGACUGGCCACUACAGAUGAAACCACUGCUGGGGCCAAGCACAGGGACCCAAACCGCAGGAGGGCUGGACCACAGCUACCCACAUCAUCAGAUAAGCAAGCCAUAGAGAACAGGCUCACCAAAGAGCCACAUCCUGGGGAACAGACCUUUGGAGGGACCUGCCUACAGCUGACAAAACUAGAGGACCAGACCCCCAAAGGCCUCAAACCUAAGGGUCACACUUCUGGAAAGGCCAGAACACAGCUGCCCACACUCCGUGUGGACCCAAAUACUGAAGCUAAGUCUCCCAGAAGGUCGGACCACAAAGAGCCUAAUUGCCAAAGAGCUAGGCCACGAGAGUUGGGCCUCUCGGAGGACCGUGUCACCUGGGGUGGGACUUUGGCAGAACAUGGUAGCCUGGAUCUCUGGAAGACUAAACCACAGGGCCAGACCCCCAGUAAUAAAAGCUCCAGAGGUAGAGCUUCCAAUGAGCCUAGCUCUGAAGGAUGGAAAAACCAGAGGAAUGCACCAUGGAGAUCAAGGCCACUUGAGAAACUGUCUUCUACAGGGUAGAUAGCAUAGGAGAGAAGCACUGGAGGGACAGGCUGUGGGAGACAGGACCAGCAGGCUAGACCCUGGGGGAGCCAGGGCUGAUAUGAAAGGCAAGGAGACAGGUCCCCGGUACCAGUUCUACCUCCCGCCCCUAGCUAUUGGUGGCCAGUGGGGCUAAGAGAAGCUGGAGCAAAGAGUUGGCACCAGUACAGGGAGAGGAGGGGGAAGGACACUCUUUCAUCCUUUGCCUGGGCUCAAUCCAAAUUUCAGGACAGGGGAGUUACCUGGGUAAGUAAAGGGGGAGACCUGAUGGAAAAUAAAGGUUUUCCUUGGA
Messenger RNA from Eptesicus fuscus (big brown bat), 1626 nucleotides. RefSeq names its product IQ motif containing C (gene IQCC). The record is from RefSeq and is a predicted model, not a curated record. NCBI's taxonomy places the organism in Eukaryota, Metazoa, Chordata, Mammalia, Chiroptera, Vespertilionidae. Gene Ontology annotation, molecular function: protein binding.